Molecule: messenger RNA, 3226 nt
Organism: Herpailurus yagouaroundi (jaguarundi)
Lineage: Eukaryota; Metazoa; Chordata; Mammalia; Carnivora; Felidae
Gene: EXD1
Product: exonuclease 3'-5' domain containing 1
Exons: 12
Coding region: 161-2110 (649 amino acids)
Biological process (GO): nucleobase-containing compound metabolic process; piRNA processing
Cellular component (GO): PET complex
Molecular function (GO): 3'-5' exonuclease activity; nucleic acid binding
Source: RefSeq, a predicted model, not a curated record
ACAACAAGCUAACCUGAAGCAGGCAGCGUAGGCAACCCGUUUCUCGCAGAACUCAAAAAGUGGAAAUCCCACCCACAGGUGGCAGGGACUGCAGAGAGAAACAAAAAUAUAGACAAAACGUCUCCUGGGGCAACGCUAGGGUGUGUCUCUUGAGAACUGCAUGCUGGGAGUUGCACCUCCUUUUUUCUGGAGGCCCUCUCACCUCCUGGCCGCUGGGGACGUUCGGGAGUCAGCUUCAGGGCUGCGUGCCGAUUGGCUCCUUGGGAAACAGCAGGCACCCCUGGUUGCGUCCCGCUGGCGUCUGGUCCUCGGUGUGGGUGUUCGGCGCCGCGUUUUUCGGUUUGUUUUCGGCACUGUGUUUUGUGGUUGGACACUUAAAGAAGAUUGUUUGAAGACUGCCUUUCCAUCAAAUAGCAUGGAUCCCAGCAGCGACUACCAUUUCCUCAAUCAGAUUUUGUGGAGAAGGGUGAAACUCACAUUGGUUUGUGGCAUCUUUGAGGGAGUACUCCAGCAUGUGGACCCUAACAAGAUUGUUGUCCUGAAGAAAGUGAAGAAUGUGGAGACUGGUCGAAGUGUUCCAGGAGUGAAGAUGUUUUUUGGGCACGAGAUUGUGAACGUGGAACUGCUGGAUGAAGUGGAACAAGGUGCAGAGAGAGAAAAGGCAUCUUCUGUUAGUCUAAAUACAGAAAGAACAAGGAUGGAUAAAAUGAAAGGUGAAGAUCUAAACAUAUGUGAGCCUACUUCUCCUGUCCCUGAGUCACCAACCACCUCUCUGCUGAAUCACCUCAAGUAUAGCGCAUCAGAAGAAGAGGAGGUGACAUACACAGUCAUUGAUCAGUUCCAGCAGAAGUUUGGUGCUGCAAUGCUUCACAUCAAGAAGCAGAGUGUCCUGAGUGUGGCAACAGAAGGUGCUAAUGUGUGUCGUCAUGGGAAGCUGUGUUGGCUUCAGGUAGCCACAAAUAGCCGAGUUUACUUAUUUGACAUUUUCCUUCUGGGAAGUCGUGCUUUCAACAAUGGACUUCAGAUGGUAUUAGAAGACAAGAGAAUUUUGAAGGUUAUCCAUGAUUGUCGUUGGCUUUCUGAUUGCCUCUCUCAUCAGUAUGGAAUUUUGCUGAAUAAUGUCUUUGACACACAGGUAGCAGAUGUCCUUCAGUUUUCCAUGGAAACAGGUGGCUUUCUUCCAAAUUGCAUCAGUUCUUUACAGGAGAGUUUAAUCAGACACCUUAAAGUAGCCCCUAAAUAUCUCUCCUUUCUGGAAGAGAGACAAAAAUUGAUUCAGGAAAAUCCAGAAGUGUGGUUCACACGACCUCUUUCACCAUCUUUACUGAAAAUUUUGGCCCUAGAGGCUACCUACCUACUACCCCUUCGUUUGGUACUCCUGGAUGAGAUGAUGUCUGACCUAACCACCCUUGUGGAUGGUUAUCUAAACACCUAUCGAGAAGGGUCCGCAGAUCGCCUGGGAGGCACCGAGCCUACAUGUAUGGAGCUUCCAGAAGAGCUUCUUCAACUCAAGGAUUUCCAGAAGCAGCGCAGAGAGAGAGCUGCAAAAGAAUAUAGGGUGAAUGCACAGGGACUCCUAAUAAGGACAAGGGUACAUCCAAAGAAAUCAGUGCCAGAGACAGCAGGGAAAGAGGGAAAAGUAGGGUUUUCCUUACUUUGUAAAAAUUCUGUACUAGAUGAAACUCAUCAUGUAAAUUUGCUGAAAGAAGAAUCUAAGAAUAAACAGACUUCAACAGAACCUCAACAUGUACCUCCCAUGAAGGAAGAAACCAACGAGGAUUCUAUCAAUAAACUCAUUUGCCUUGAGUCAGAGAGGCUAGAGGACCAGAGAAUAGCUGAAAAAGAACACAGUAAGACACCCAAACAGGAGUUUCAGACAAGGUUAUCUUUGAAAGAGGAGAUAGAACAGUUACUGAUGGUGCAAAACCAGGAAGAUCUAAAAUGCACAAAACAAGAUAUUUCAGUGUCUCCUUCCCUUCCUCAGGAAACCAGAGUCUCUCCAAGUGACACCUUUCAUCCUUUUAGAAAAGCCGUGUUUCCUACAUUUCCUCCCUGUCCAGCCUUGGAGAAAACUGAUUCUUGGAUAAAUCCCUCUCCAAAUCUGUCUUAGAAAUGUGCGAUUUGUUUUUGAGACCAUGAAGGUGGCUCACUUCUUCUACCAGCAGUACCUUCCUCAGAGCUUAAGUUUGUCAUGUUGGAAAUUUAGUUUUGCCUCAGUCACGAAGGAACGCCUUAGGGAAAAUGAUAUUCUCUUGCUUACUUCUACAUGCCUGGAGUUUGAUUAGGAUGGGAAUGAAUAAGUUAAAUAAUGGAAGAAGUAAAUUUUUUUAUUAUGUCACUGUGCGGAAAUAUUCCCAGUGGUCAGAGCAAAUUAUUUCUCAUAAUUUGGGUUUGGAGGAUUUGAGGAGGGGAAAAAUCUCGGACUUAGUAUCUGGAAGCUAUAUGCUUUUAAACUUUUUGUUUUGUUUUUGUUUUUUUGUUUUUAUUUUUAAUAAUUUAAGCUCUGUGCCCAACCUGGGGCUCCAACUCACAACCCCAAGAUCUGAAGUCACAUGCUCUACUGACUAGCCAGCCAGGCACCCCUACUUUUAGACUUUUGUUGUAUUUUUUGGUCUGAAAAAGGUUGGUAAAACUUUUGCCAAUAAGUUUAAAAAAAUGGGAACUGAUAACUUUACCAGUACUUUUUUCCUUAGUAACAUUUUCCUAAAAUAUUAACUUUAAUUUAUCAAUUGUACCUCAAAAAAGCUGAGAAAAUACCGACUUUUUAAAAAUUUUAAUGUUUUGUCUGUUUUGUGUCAUAGACAGGCACUAGUUAAUGUUAUUAACAGGCAUCAGUAUCCCAGUUUUAAUUUCUUUUGAUUCUCUUUACUUUCAGAAGGUUUUGUCCAUUUUUGUAAGAAAGCAGGGGCUUCUUUUGAGUAUGUUUAUUAUGUAAACUUGAAGUUUGAUUCCCCUCUUUUGCCUGGAGUUGGUAUACUUUUUUUUUUCUUAAUUAAAAAAAUUUUUUUUUCAUUUUAAGUAGACCACACCCAAUAUGGGGCUUGAACUCACGAACUUGAGGCUAAGAGACACAUUUUCUACCAAGCAAGCCAGCCAGCACCCAGUUGGUAUACUUUUUUAGGGUGAAAGGAAGGCAGCUUGUACGGAGCCCUUUUUAUAUUGAAUACUUGCAAGGUGCUCACGUUCUAUUGUAUACAAUAACCAAUAAACCUGUUUUGGCAUUGGA